Molecule: messenger RNA, 1191 nt
Organism: Diversispora eburnea
Lineage: Eukaryota; Fungi; Glomeromycota; Glomeromycetes; Diversisporales; Diversisporaceae
Source: the annotation of a GenBank genome assembly
AUGGAUUACGCGAACAAUGAUUAUUGGUAUGAUGACACUUCUGACGGUUCCAUAGAUGCCAAAGUAGAAUUAAAGAUUACUAAUAAACCCAAAGAGCUCAAAAAUAGAGAGGGCAAGUCUUGGGUUGUUGUAGCACCUCCAAAAUAUGCACCAGGUAUUCCCAACCUUGUGCCAUUAUAUCAAGUCAUCUGGGAAACUCAACAUAUUAAUCGAAAUAAUCCUGGGAAAUAUUAUGCGAAAGUAAAAACGGAAUAUUAUCGUGAUAUUCGACCAAUCUUUGACGCCAUUCAUAAAAACUCUUGGGUUAAUAAGAUAGCUUUCACGGGUCAUGGAGUAGGAAAGCAUGCUGAAAGCUGUUCAAAGGAACAGAUGAGCUUGAGGAAAGGAGUUUUCUCACGUGUCCGGGUACCUAAAAAACUUGCAAGCGCUAUGGGACACAGUGGUCAAGCUUAUAGUUAUUUUAUGCCACCUUUAUCUGGAAAUGAUGGAGACGUCGAACCUUCAUCUCCAGAUACAUUUUUAACUUCACUUAAAACAAUGGCAGAAGGUAAUUUCUAUUUAGAUGAAAGUAACAAGCUCAUUGAGUACAAGUAUGAAUUUAAACCUGAUGACCAAAGCAGAUACCCCAAAUACAAGAAAAUUUCAGAAGAAGACAAUGAAGAUAAUGAGGAAUUUAAAGAAUUUGAAGAAAUUAUCACUUCCCCUUAUGAACAAAUUGAACAUCUUAAAAAAUCUGCACUUGAAUGGACUGUCCCUAAAAAAGAAAUUGACAAGUUAAUUAAGUUAAAAGAUUUUAAAGAAUGGACCUGCAGAUUCAGAACUAACGAAGAUGAUGAUCCUAAAUGGGGUAACAUGGAUAUGGUCAAGACAUGGAAUAGUUAUUCAGAUUGGGAUUUGUAUGAUUUAAAUGUAUUUUCAGAAUCAGGAAAUAUGAUUGGUAACAAAUUAAGAUAUUUAAUUCAUCACGUUGUAGUAGAAGAAAUGCUAAAUGCAUCACUUGUAACAAAUCUUUGUGUUGCUGUUGAACAUAAGCCUAUAUUCUAUUCUCAAGAAUCAAUUCCUUUCUAUUCAAAUCCUUUAUCUCAUGUUAGGAAAGGUAAAAUUAUGGUUAAUUUGUUGAAAGCAGAUUUGAAUAAUAUUUUUACUUUUGUAAAUAUUGAAAGACCUGAUGAUAAACCUAAUAUUAAUUAA